Phyllostomus hastatus (greater spear-nosed bat) is the source of this 2556-nucleotide messenger RNA. RefSeq names its product transmembrane protein 25 (gene TMEM25). The record is from RefSeq and is a predicted model, not a curated record. NCBI's taxonomy places the organism in Eukaryota, Metazoa, Chordata, Mammalia, Chiroptera, Phyllostomidae. Gene Ontology annotation, biological process: negative regulation of excitatory postsynaptic potential. The transcript has 9 exons. Bases 301 to 1398 code for a protein of 365 amino acids.
CUCAGGGAGUGCGGGGAGGGAUAAGUAGCUGAGGUCCUUGCAGCCUAGCCGGAGGGGCCCAUCAGCGUGGUCAGGCAUUGAUUGGCCAAGCCUGGUGCUCCCUGCCCCACAGCUCACUGCAGUGCUCACCAGGCCUGAGCAGUUGCUCCAGGCUGAGCUCCAGCGGACGGCUAGGCGAGCAGCCCCAGAAAGUGGGGUGGGUAUUCUUUGCGCUCCCCGCAGGCGAGACCACUUUUCCUUCAGCAGCAACCCGAAGGAUGGGAAAGGGGGCUUAGGCUUGGGUCCUAGGCCGGCGCCACCAUGUCGCUGCCUCCACACCCAGUUACCAUCCUUCACACACUGCUGCUCCUGCCAGCCCUUUUGAGCUCAGGUUGGGGAGAGUUGGCGCCACAGAUCAAUGGUCAGACCUGGGCCAAGCUGGCACUUCGGGAGAAUGAACGCUAUCCCUUCACCUGCCAAGUGACAGGAGGGUCUGGCAUCCCCCAGUUGUCCUGGUACCUGGAUGGACAGCUGCAGGAGGCCAGCACCUCAAGGCUGCUGACUGUGGGUGGGGAGGCCUUCUCUGGAGGCACCAGCACCUUCACUGUCACUGCCCAGCGGGCCCAGCAUGAGCUCAAUUGCUCCCUACAGGACCCAAGCAGUGGUCGGUCAGCCAACGCCUCCAUCAUCCUCAACGUGCAAUUUAAGCCGGAGAUUGCCCAGGUCGGUGCCAAGUACCAGGAAGCUCAGGGCCAGGGCCUCCUGGUGGUUCUUUUUGCCCUGGUACGUGCCAACCCACCUGCCAAUGUGACCUGGAUCGACCAGGAUGGGCUGGUGACUGUCAACACCUCAGACUUCCUGGUGCUGGAAGCCCAGAAUUACCACUGGCUCACCAACCACACUGUACAGCUGCAGCUUCGCAGCCUGGCAUACAACCUCUCUGUGGUAGCCACCAAUGAUGUGGGUGUCACCAGUGCUUCACUUCCGGCCCAAGGACUCCUGGCCACUCAGGUGGAAGUGCCACUGCUGGGCAUCAUUGUGGCUGGAGGGCUAUCCCUGGGCACCCUGGUGGCAUUCAGCACUUUGGUGGCCUGCCUGGUCUGCAGGAAAGAAAAGAAGACCAAAGGCCCCUCCCGACGUGCAUCUCUGAUCUCUCGUGACUCCAACAACCUGAAACUCAACAAUGUGCGUCUGCUGCGGGAGAACCUGUCCCUUCCAUGUAACCUUCAGCUCAAUGACCUCACUCCAGAUUCUAGAGGGAAACCGGCAGACCAGCAGAUGGCUUGGAAAAACAGCCGACCAGAGCUUCCGGAUUCAGAGCCUGGUGGCCUCCUCACCAGCCAAGGUUUCAUCCGUCUACCAAUGCUGGGCUACAUCUAUCGAGUGUCCAGUAUGAGCAGCGAUGAGAUCUGGCUCUGAGCUAAGGGCAAGAUGGAGGGUGCCAUGGGCCCUGGGCACUCUUCCACUCCUCCAAGGCAUCCUCUGUCCUGCCAUGUUGCCAGUGAGAAGAGGCCAGUUCCACUUUUGUUGCACCCCUAACUGGAGUGCCCUCUCUGUCAUCCAUGUGAUAGUUCUGUUGGGAUCUGACCCUCAGGGGCACAGGUAUCCUUGGCAAGAUGCCGGCUGGACCUAAACCCUUGUUCUAACUCGGGUUGCGGGUCUACAUGUGAUGCUUGUGCCCAAGCAGAUACAGCUCUUCGCUCACAUGUUCAGAUGUCAUCUGGUAUCUUAAGUGUGGCAUUGGCUUGGGCCUGCCCUGCCUCAUACCAGUACUUGGCACCUUGUACAGCUGGCAGGGGUUGUGCCUGGUUGUGGGACAAGGAAGGCCUUGCAUGUCUUGGAUUUCUUUUCCUGUGCUAUGUAGCUUUGUUCCCUCAGGGAAAAUUCAGGACCCCGCUAGCCAUAUAGAACCAAAAUGUUCUUUGCACAGGUGACAACCCCUGGCCUGGGGGCAUUGGCCAAGCACAAACUAUUCUUUUUAGCUGUAUACCUCUAUUUUUUCUCUGUCCCCACCUUCUCUUGGGCAUCAUUGGUUAUAUAUUAGACCUCUUCCACUUCCUCACUGGGCACCAGACUUCCCUAUUGGCCUGGUCUCUGGUGGUGCUAGUGCCUGGUGUUAUCAUAAAUCAAGAGAAAAGAGGGAGAUGAGAAGUCUAGUGGUGUCCAGGACAGCAUGUAGCUAUGCAUCUUCUUAGUGUUUUUCUUACAGUUAGCACUUUAAACACCUCCCCUGGGGAGGGGUGAGUGAGAGCCUUCUCUGUGGGUUCCCCAAGUCUGGUCUUCCUGUGAUGCAGUGAGUACCCUGAGCCCUUGGAGUUGAUGGUUUCCCUCUCCACAUGUCUUCCCUUCAUGAGAGCUCAGCCCUGACCAACCCUACUGCCCCUCAGCAGGAAGCCACUCUUCCCGUCCCACCCUCUGCUCUUCAGGGAAUGUUUAUAGUGGCACAUAAUUCAACAGUUCCAGAAGCUGUUGGAGGACAUGGAGCAAGAGGGACACCACAUACCCCAAUACAGCCUUAGGACAUGUUACAAAGCAACAUGGAAAAGAUUGCAAAUUAAAUAUAUUUCUCCCUUGUUA